Molecule: messenger RNA, 310 nt
Organism: Neomonachus schauinslandi (Hawaiian monk seal)
Lineage: Eukaryota; Metazoa; Chordata; Mammalia; Carnivora; Phocidae
Product: putative ankyrin repeat domain-containing protein 26-like protein
Exons: 3
Molecular function (GO): protein binding
Source: RefSeq, a predicted model, not a curated record
CGAAAGAGACAAGAUGAACAGGACUGCUCUCCAUUUGGCCUGUGCCAAUGGCCAUCCAGAUGUCGUUGCUGUCCUAGUGGAGAGGAAAUGCCAGCUUGACCUCUUUGAUAAAGAUUAUAGGACUGCUCUGAUGAAGGCUGUACAAUGUCAGAAUGAGAGAUGUGUGACGAUUCUUCUAGAACACGGUGCUGAUCCAAAUCUUAUGGACAUUGCUGGCAAUACUGCUCUCCACUAUGCCGCCCUUGGUUCGAAUACAUCAAUAGCAGAGAAGCUGCUUCUACACCAUGCAAAUAUUGAAGUGAGAAACAAG